Amoebophrya sp. A25 is the source of this 567-nucleotide messenger RNA. NCBI's taxonomy places the organism in Eukaryota, Dinophyceae, Syndiniales, Amoebophryaceae. The record is from the annotation of a GenBank genome assembly.
GAUGGAACGUCAAAGUGUAGAGGUUGUUGUGCCGUCCUCUUGUUUUGCGGAUGAGGAAACUGCGGUGAAAGCCAACAAGCACACUCCUACUCCAGUCAAAGAAAGCGGUACAAGAACUUUGCAAAAAACCGCCGGGAAUGUCAACAACAAAGCGGUUCUUGAAGGGAAGCAGGAGACCAAUAGUACGAACUGGAACGAAGGUGCUGCUACAAAAAAGCCUGUCGAUGUCAUAUACCAGGGUAGCGGAGUUGCAGCUGUGCACGAAGAAUCUGGAAAGAAGAAGUACUAUGUCGACGAGCAACUGCAGGAGGAUAUAGUUGAGCCUCAAACAAGUACUAACGCAUCUAGUAGUGCCUACCACUCCAACAAGGAAAAAAUGUUAGCCGUUAUGCAAGGCAAACGGACUUUUGCUGAUGGACCAUCGUCUCGAGAUGAAGAUCAACAACGAGAACAAAUUGUAGUAGGAGACGUCGCAGCUCAUUUCGAGAAAUCCUUCCAGGAGAAUGGUCUGACACAAAUCGUUUUUCAUCAAGUUACGCGUGGUGGAAUGGGCCAACUACAGAUGAG